AACCAUAAGCAGUCAGUGUUAGGUUUUGUUGUUUGGUUUAAUUAAGCCAUGGAUCAAGGGUGGAAAAGGUUACCCUUGUUAGUAGUCUUCCUGCUGUUUUGGAAGAAUGCUCCUGGUUAUGCAUAUUCAACUUAUCGAAAUGCUGGCCAAUGGUGGAGUCAGCCAUCUGACACCGCUUUCUUGCCUAUUGCGGUCCAGUCUUCUGUGCCAGAAGCCCCUGUGACAGGGGUUUUGCUUGAAGAAGUGGUCUCUAGUUUGCCAAAAAACACACCCAAGUUUAAUCUACUUCAGGUUGUUAAAGGUGAUGUUUCCAGCAGUUCUGACUCGACACCCCAAGCUCUACCUCCAAAUACCCCCUCUUCAGCUUCUCUGCCUGUGGAUCAAUCUGGUAUUGGUGGUUUAGUGUCACUUCAGGGUUUGUCUGGAUCCACCACAAGUGGUUCUGGACCAAUUGUUUUUGCACAAGGGGUAAGUGGCAGCUUCCCUUCCAAGACUGGAGUUUCUAGCCAGUCCACUAAUGACCAGAGCUCCCCGAGUCUGUCUAGUUCAGUUUCUCAAGGUGCCACCUAUGGCGUAAUUACCCAGGCUCAAGGUACAAGUCAGUUUGUUCCAGGGUCUUCAUCCCCAUAUGCAACCAUAUCAUUGCCCAAAUAUGUUACUAGUCGGUUGAUGACUGGACCAAGCACAAAGCAGUUUACCUCUGUCUAUGGCACCCCGACGGGAUCCUCUGCUCCUUUCAUUUUGCAAGAACUACUGCAGGGUCAAGAUUCAACAAGCCAGGUUGUUUCGGUACCUUCAACCCCAUAUGUAGCUGUAUCAUUGCCCCAAAGUGUUACUAGUCAGCUGACCCCUGUGCCAAGUUCAAAGCAGGUCACCUCUGUCUAUACCACCCCGACAGGAUCCUCUGCCCCUUUCACUCUGCAAGGACUACUCCAGGGUAAAGGUUCAACAAGCCAGGUGGUUUCAGUACCUUCAACCCCAUAUGUAUCUGUAACAUUGCCCCAAGUUGUUACUAGUCAAUUGACCCCUGUGCCAAGUUUAAAGCAGGUCACCUCUUUUUAUACCACCCAGACAGGAUCUUCUGCCCCUUUGACUUUGCAAGAACUACUGCAGGGUCAAGAUUCAACAAGCCAGGUUGUUUCGGGAUCUUCAACCCCAUAUGUAUCUGUAACAUUGCCCCAAGUUGUUACUAGUCAAUUGACCCCUGUGCCAAGUUCAAAGCAGGUCACCUCUGUCUAUACCACCCAGACAGGAUCCUCUGCCCCUUUCACUCUGCAAGGACUACUCCAGGGUAAAGGUUCAACAAGCCAGGUGGUUUCAGUACCUUCAACCCCAUAUGUAUCUGUAACAUUGCCCCAAGUUGUUACUAGUCAAUUGACCCCUGUGCCAAGUUUAAAGCAGGUCACCUCUUUUUAUACCACCCAGACAGGAUCCUCUGCCCCUUUCACUUUGCAAGAACUACUCCAGGGUCAAGAUUCAACAAGCCAGGUUGUUUCAGUACCUUCAACCCCAUACAUAUCUGUAUCAUUGCCCCAAGUUGUUACUAGUCAGUCAGCUGUGCCAAGUUCAAAGCAGGUCACCUCUGUUUAUACCACCCAGACAGGAUCCUCUGCCCCUUUCACUUUGCAAGAACUACUCCAGGGUCAAGAUUCAACAAGCCAGGUUGUUUCAGUACCUUCAACCCCAUACGUAUCUGUAUCCCUGCCCCAAAUUGUUACUAGUCAGUCAGCUGUGCCGAGUUUAAAGAAGAUUACUGCAGUCUAUGACUCUCAGACAGGUUCCUCUGCUCCUUACACUUUGCAAGGAAGCACCACAUAUGGUGGACUAAUCCAGGCUCAAAAUGCCAAAGAUUCGUCUUCUACGGGAUCUUCAUCCUCUGUCCUCCAGACCUCAACUGGUGACCUUUCUCAUCCUUCAAGCAGCUUUUCUACCCUAAGACGUUACUACUCUGUCAAGGGUUAGGAAACCGUUAAACUGCCAUAUGAAGCAAUGUUCCUAAACUGAUUUCCAAUAAAAUUUUGAAGUAAA
This is a messenger RNA of Danio aesculapii, 2028 nucleotides long. Its product is annotated as mucin-17-like. The record is from RefSeq and is a predicted model, not a curated record. NCBI's taxonomy places the organism in Eukaryota, Metazoa, Chordata, Actinopteri, Cypriniformes, Danionidae. The transcript is spliced from 3 exons. The coding region runs from base 49 to 1962 and encodes 637 amino acids.